This is a messenger RNA of Drosophila arizonae, 3482 nucleotides long. It is a transcript of the gene snu, whose product is annotated as ABC-type transporter snustorr. Gene Ontology annotation, biological process: transmembrane transport. The record is from RefSeq and is a predicted model, not a curated record. Gene Ontology annotation, molecular function: ABC-type transporter activity; ATP hydrolysis activity; ATP binding. Lineage: Eukaryota; Metazoa; Arthropoda; Insecta; Diptera; Drosophilidae. Gene Ontology annotation, cellular component: membrane; ATP-binding cassette (ABC) transporter complex.
CUCUCACAGACAAAGUGUAAAGUGCAAAGCUGGCAGCGACGUCGCCGUCGUAGAGCAUCAGCGUAGCUCAGCUCACAGCUUGAGCAACGGCUUGAAGUCAGUCUUAGUCGCAGCUUAAACCGCAACACACGCGUCUGCGAACUUGCUCCCGCUCUGCCAUACGCCGCGAUAUCUAGUGAGCGAUAACGAUAAUACAGUGCGGCCAUUGAUUGAUAUCAGAAGCAACAUAAAUCUGUGCGUACAGCUAGCGACUGAAGUUUGUGUCUUAAGUCUUCUGUUACACGAGAGCAAUCAAGCAAUCAGUGAAUUAAUACAACAAAGGCAGACGAACAACGCGCAAGCCUAGCAACAAAUUGUGCAAAUAUAUUUGCUCUAUUGACGACACUUAUCGACUCACCUACACACUCGCAGAUAAACACACACGCGGACGCAGACGCACACACACACACAUACAUAUCCAGCGGACAGGAAACGUCUUCAGAACGCGAACUCAAUGUGGGCAUAAAACGCUAAACUCCACUUGAACAUUGCAAAAGGUUCGGCGCAACGCAGAGUUACGAAUUACGUUUUCAAAAUUGUUUGAAAUAUUUUUUUUGGGUAAAAGGCAGUGUAACUAGCCUUUAAAUAGCUAAACAAAGUAAAGCCAAAUAGCGCUAAACAUAAUCAAAGCAAACAAACACCCACCAAAGGCGGCGCAACAACAAAGCACAACAAAAUGCUGAUAUCAACCGUCUCCACAGACUCCGUGAUGACGGCCACAAACAACGAUGGGGGCACACAAGUGAAUCCGGUGAGCGUUUGGGGUGCCCCCGCGACAGGAGCGAGCAAUACACAGGCGGCGGUGUCAGUGCGACACGCCUUUAAAGCCUACGGCAAGAAGAAGAACGCCAAUCAAGUGUUGAACAAUUUGAAUAUGACGGUACCCAAGGGCACAAUCUAUGGCCUGCUGGGCGCCUCUGGCUGCGGCAAGACCACUCUGCUCUCCUGCAUUGUGGGUCGUCGYAGCAUAGACUCCGGCGAGAUCUUUGUGCUGGGCGGCAAGCCCGGCACACGUGGCUCCGGCGUGCCCGGUAAACGGGUGGGCUAUAUGCCGCAAGAGAUUGCUCUCUAUGGGGAGUUCUCCAUACAGGAGACCAUGAUGUACUUCGGCUGGAUCUUUGGCAUGGAGACCAAGGAGAUCUUGGAGCGCUUGCAGUUUCUGCUCAACUUUCUCGAUCUGCCCUCGGAGAAGCGGCUGGUGAAGAAUCUGAGCGGUGGCCAGCAGCGACGCGUCAGCUUUGCUGUGGCGCUCAUGCACGAUCCGGAGCUGUUGAUUCUGGACGAGCCAACGGUGGGCGUGGACCCGCUGCUGCGCCAGAGCAUAUGGAAUCAUUUGGUGCACAUCACGAAGGCCGGUCAAAAGACGGUGAUUAUAACUACACAUUACAUCGAGGAGGCACGACAGGCACACACUAUUGGUCUAAUGCGAUCUGGACACUUGUUGGCCGAGGAAUCGCCCAGUGUGCUGCUGACCAUGUACAAGUGCAUUAGCCUGGAGGAGGUGUUCCUCAAGCUGUCCCGCAUCCAGAGCCAGAAGGGCGACGUUAGCCAAGUAAACUUCAGUAACAACAUCUCGUUGCAUGCCAUGGCCUUUGGCAGUAAAAUGGACAAGCCCAGCUCCAGCCAGGAGGGCGGCGUUGUGGGUCUGAAUUUCCACCAGAGCAAGGAGGUGCUCAUUAACGAUAGCAAUGGAUCCAUUUAUACGCUCAACCAGGAGCCGUAUGGUCCGCCGCCUUCGAAGCGUCAGAACAGUCCCAACGAUGAAGAGAGCUGUCAAGAUUGCUUUACGGAUCUCUGCAAGAUUACCUCCAAGGGCAAGAUACGCGCUCUGCUGACCAAGAAUAUGCUUCGCAUGUGGCGCAAUGUGGGCGUGAUGCUGUUCAUCUUUGCCCUGCCCGUGAUGCAGGUCAUUCUCUUCUGUCUGGCCAUCGGACGUGAUCCCCAGGGCCUCAAUUUGGCCAUCGUCAACAGCGAAAUGAACAAUACGGACACCUGCUUCUGGGAGGAGGGCUGUCACUUUGCUAAUCUGGGCUGUCGCUACUUGAAUCAUCUGAACACGAGCGUGACUAAAACAUAUUAUACGGAUAUAGAGGACGCCAAGGCGGCGGUGCGAAGCGGCGAUGCUUGGGGCGCUCUCUAUAUAACAGAGAACUUUACGGAUGCAUUCACAGCGCGCGUUGCGUUGGGACGCGACUCGGACGAAGAGACCAUUGAGCAGUCCGAGGUGAAGGUGUGGCUGGACAUGUCCAAUCAGCAGAUCGGCAUCAUGCUCAAUCGCGACAUACAGCUGGCCUAUCGUGACUUCGCCAUGGGCCUGCUCGGCCAGUGCGGCAACAAUCCAAAGCUGGGCGAUGUGCCCAUUCAGUUCCGAGAUCCCAUCUAUGGCACAAUGAAUCCGUCCUUUACCGACUUCGUGGCACCUGGCGUCAUAUUGACUAUUGUCUUCUUCUUGGCUGUGGCCCUGACGUCAUCCGCCCUGAUCAUCGAACGCACUGAGGGCCUGCUGGAUCGCUCUUGGGUUGCCGGCGUCUCCCCCGCCGAGAUUCUCUUUUCGCAUGUGAUCACCCAGUUCGUAGUCAUGUGUGGCCAGACCACGCUGGUGCUCAUCUUCAUGCUGGUCGUCUUCGGUGUGACCAACAACGGCGAACUGUUCUGGGUGAUUGUGCUGACCCUGCUGCAGGGCAUGUGCGGCAUGUGCUUUGGUUUCCUCAUCUCCUCCAUCUGUGAGCUGGAACGUAAUGCCAUACAGCUGGCGCUGGGCUCCUUCUAUCCCACGCUGCUGCUCUCUGGCGUCAUUUGGCCCAUUGAGGGCAUGCCUGUGGUGCUGAGAUAUAUCUCCCUAUGCCUGCCGCUAACGAUGGCCACAUCCUCGCUGCGCUCCAUUUUGACCCGCGGCUGGGCGAUAACCGAGUCGGACGUCUAUGUUGGCUACCUGAGCACGUUGUCCUGGAUCUUGGGAUUCCUGGUGCUGACUCUGCUGGUGCUGCGCUCCAAGCGCGGCUAGAGCGGGGCUUACGUUUUAGAGAACUAAUUUUAAAUGUGUCAAACUGAUUUAGUUUGCGUUUAGUUUAGGUCGCUUUUAGUAGUCAUUCCUCUCCCAACUACCUACUCCAUCUCCUUCUUGCGCCAAUGGCUCUUAGAAAUCCUAAGGUCCUAGCUAGUAUGUCUCUAGCUGUUUGCUUUUCUCUCUCCCUUUUAUUCUUUCAAUCUGCCUAGUUGUCAUAAAUUAUUUAAGCACACAUGCAACUUCUUCUUCUACUUCUUUUUCCCUUGCAAACUUUCCUUAAUUUAAGUUGUGCACAUUUUACCUAGUUUAAUUCGUAAGGUUUAGAGGUACAUAAAUAAAUUGUUGUAAAUAUUUAAAGCUUGCAACGCUACCACAAAGCGAAUGAACGUAGCUAGCGACGCCACGAACCGUCGAAUAUUUUUAACAAACCCCUUUC